AUGGCGACUGGGGUCACAGACCCAGCUCCCAGGGAGAAACUUUAUCUGCAUUGGAGGAGACCUUACCAGGCUGGGGCUGGACUUCAGAAUAUGGGAAACACCUGCUACAUGAACGCGGCACUGCAGUGUCUGACAUACACACCGCCUAUUGCCAACUACAUGCUGUCCCAGGAGCACUCUCAAACCUGUCAUCACCAGGGAUUCUGCAUGCUGUGUAUUAUGCAAGCUCACAUCACCUGGGUUCUCCAGCAUCCUGGCAGCAUUAUACAGCCCUCGUAUGCACUGGCUGCUAGCUUCCACAGAAACGAACAGGAAGAUGCCCAUGAAUUUCUGAUGUUCACCUUGGAGGCCAUGCAGGAAGCAAGUCUGUCUGGGCAGAAGCACUUCGAUCAUCCCUCCGAGGACAGCACCCUAAUCCGUGCAAUAUUUGGUGGGUACUGGAGAUCUCAAAUCAAGUGUCUCCACUGCCAUAGCGUUUCAGACACCUUUGACCCGUAUCUGGACAUUAGCCUGGAUAUCAAGACAGCUCAGAGUGUGAGCCAAGCUUUGGAAGAGUUGGUGAAGCCGGAAGAGCUGGAUGGAGAAAAUGCCUACCAUUGCAGCGUUUGUCUAGAGAGGAGGCUGGCUUCCAAGACGCUGACUCUGCACGCGUCCUCCAAGGUUCUUAUCCUUGUGCUGAAGCGGUUCUCCGAUUUCACAGGUGAAAAAACUACAAAGGCUGUGCAAUAUCCCGAGUGUCUUGACAUGCAGACAUACACGUCCGAGCAGAACAGAGGCCCCCUCAUUUAUGGCCUCUAUGCUGUGCUGGUCCAUGCUGGCUCGAGCUGUCACAAUGGACAUUACUUCUGCUACAUAAAAGCUGGGAAUGGCCAGUGGUACAAGAUGGACGAUGCCGAGGUAACGGCCUGUGACGUGACAGUUGUGCUGAGUCAGCCUGCCUAUGUGCUAUUUUAUGUCCAGAAGAAUGAAUUAGGAAGAGGCGGUGGGCAAGUGUCAGGAGGAAGGGAAUCGAGAGCCCUUAGGGAUAAAGGAACUAACCUCAGAGCAACCGGAGGAGGAGUCAAAAGAGACUCCCAUAUCCUAGAAUCACAAGGGCACUUAGAGAAAACAAGCAAAGAGAUCACCUUCGACCAGUGGAAAUGUCUUCAAGAACAGAACCGACCAAAGUCUGGAUUGAAUCUCAGGAAAAUAGAUUUCACCCUGCCUUCCAAUGCAGCUGUGAUUCACCCAUCAAAAUACAGAGAUGAGAUGGGGAAAAACCAUUCCAAACCGGAAAAUUACCUGUCGAACAACUCAGCAAGAAACAUCACAGGUCAGUGGCCAGUGAGCACUGGAAAACACCCUUGCCUGGACAAGAGGGCUAGAAAUACAAAGAGGAAAAACAAGCAGAACACGAGGCCAUUGCUUGUGUUCCAGUAAUCUCAGUAUAAAAGUCUACGCACAUGCAAAGAUACAGACACAAUGGCACAGUAA
Messenger RNA from Tupaia belangeri chinensis (Chinese tree shrew), 1473 nucleotides. Its product is annotated as ubiquitin carboxyl-terminal hydrolase 17-like protein 6. Gene Ontology annotation, molecular function: cysteine-type deubiquitinase activity. The transcript has a single exon. Gene Ontology annotation, biological process: regulation of apoptotic process; protein deubiquitination. Lineage: Eukaryota; Metazoa; Chordata; Mammalia; Scandentia; Tupaiidae. Gene Ontology annotation, cellular component: nucleus; cytosol. The record is from RefSeq and is a predicted model, not a curated record.